Messenger RNA from Phragmites australis (common reed), 6587 nucleotides. RefSeq names its product callose synthase 3-like. NCBI's taxonomy places the organism in Eukaryota, Viridiplantae, Streptophyta, Magnoliopsida, Poales, Poaceae. The transcript has 43 exons. The record is from RefSeq and is a predicted model, not a curated record. The coding region runs from base 439 to 6363 and encodes 1974 amino acids. Gene Ontology annotation, biological process: (1->3)-beta-D-glucan biosynthetic process. Gene Ontology annotation, cellular component: 1,3-beta-D-glucan synthase complex; plasma membrane. Gene Ontology annotation, molecular function: 1,3-beta-D-glucan synthase activity.
CGGUGUCGUCUUCUCACUUCCUUCCCACCCAAAGCUUUCCUCCUCCCCGACUCAAAAACCUCUCUCGUCUCCAACGCCCCUUCGCCUCUCGCACCGAUCACCUCCCCCGCGCGGAGCCAACCAGCUCGCCGCCUUCCCCUUCCGGCGGUGGUUUCUUCUAAGUUUCGCGACUCAGCUGUCGCUCAUCGGGCACCGGAGGCCGUCGCGGUGGGCCUCGAGCACCGGCAAGUUGGCGGGGUCCCUUUUUCAUUCGCGCGAGGUUCUUAAGCACUGCAUGCGCGACCAAAAGCUCUUCGCUGGAAUUUUGGGAAUUCCAGGCAUGGGCUAGCUCCAGCGCGUUUUCCAGGUGGUUGGUUGAUCUGCCCGGCUUAAUUCCUCUCAUUUGCUAAGUUGUUGUGCCGAGUGUAGCAAGAUUUGGAGUGACCAGAGGUGAUCGUCAUGACGUCCUUGUCAAGAACGCUAUCUCGGGGAGGGCCGAUGCAGCAGCCAGGUCCUCGCCGCAUCCUGAGGACGCAGACUGCUGUGAACCUUGGCGAGCCCAUCUUUGACAGUGAGGUGGUGCCAUCAUCGCUUGUUGAUAUUGCGCCCAUCCUCCGUGUCGCCAAUGAGGUUGAGACGGCCAAUCCCCGGGUCGCAUACCUUUGCCGUUUCUAUGCAUUCGAAAAGGCUCACAGAUUAGAUCCGACUUCAAGCGGUCGCGGUGUCCGACAAUUCAAGACAGCUCUUUUACAACGGCUUGAAAGGGAGAAUGAGCCCACUUUGGCAGGAAGGGCACUGAAGAGUGAUGCAAGAGAAAUACAGACCUUCUAUCAUCACUACUACAAGAAAUAUAUUCAAGCUCUUCAGAAUGCUUCUGACCAAUUUGAUCGUGCCCAACUUACCAAAGCCUACCAGACUGCUGCCGUUCUAUUCGAAGUUUUAAAAGCAGUUACUCAACAACAUGCUGUUGAAGUAGACCACGAGAUCUUGGAAGCUGCUGAUAAGGUUAAAGAGAAGACAAAGAUCUAUCUCCCUUUCAACAUUCUCCCUCUUGAUCCAGACAGUGGCAAUCAGGCUGUCAUGAAAUUUCCUGAGAUCCAAGCUGCUGCUUCUGCUCUUCGGAAUACUAGAGGUCUUCCAUGGUCGAAAAAUUAUGAGCAUAAAGUUAACGAGGACCUCUUGGAUUGGCUUCAAGCUAUGUUUGGCUUUCAGACAGAUAAUGUUUCGAAUCAGAGGGAGCAUUUGAUUUUACUUCUUGCUAACAUACAUAUACGAAGAAAUCCGAAGACUGAUCAACAAUCUAAGUUGGAUGACAAUGCGCUGAAUGAUGUGAUGAAAAAAUUGUUUAAGAACUACAAGAAGUGGUGCAAAUAUCUUGGUCGCAAGAGCAGCCUUUGGUUGCCAACAAUUCAGCAGGAGAUGCAACAACGAAAGUUACUGUAUAUAGGCCUGUACCUUCUCAUUUGGGGCGAAGCUGCAAACCUGCGAUUUAUGCCGGAAUGCAUUUGCUACAUAUAUCAUCAUAUGGCAUUUGAAAUGUAUGGUAUGCUAGCCGGAAAUGUGAGUGCCUUGACGGGUGAAUAUGUGAAGCCAGCCUAUGGCGGUGAGAAAGAAGCCUUUCUGAGAAAAGUUGUUACUCCCAUUUACAAUACCAUAGCAAAGGAAGCUGAAAGGAGCAAAAGAGAAAAAGGGAAUCAUUCUGAGUGGAGAAACUACGACGAUCUUAAUGAAUACUUCUGGUCUGCUGACUGCUUUCGGCUGGGUUGGCCUAUGCGAACCGAUGCUGACUUCUUUUAUCAACCUUUAAAUUUAACUGGUGAAAGAAAUGAAGUAAGCUGGCUUAUAUGUUUCUAUUUUAGCAUAUAUCUUUAUGUUAUGCCUAUAUAUUUGGUUGGGCUAGCAACAGCUAACUUAAAAGGCUAUUUACAGAGCACAAGAACUGGCAAACAGAAAGGAAAGGUCAACUUUGUCGAGCUACGUUCAUUUUGGCACAUAUUCAGGAGUUUUGAUAGACUAUGGAGCUUCUUUAUUCUAGCUCUUCAGGUUAUGAUAAUUCUUGCUUGGAAUGGAGGCUCAUUAUCCAAUAUUUUCGAUCCUGUGGUAUUCAAGAAGAUUUUGAGUAUCUUUAUCACUUCUUCUAUACUAAAUCUCGGACAAGCUACACUUGAUAUAAUAUUUAAUUGGAAGGCCAGGAGAACAAUGGAAUUUCCAGUUAAGCUGAGAUAUGUUCUGAAGUUCACAUUCGCAGCCCUGUGGGUGGUAUUACUGCCAGUGACAUAUGCAUACACCUGGGAGAAUCCAACUGGAAUUAUUAGAGCUAUCAAAAACUGGUUUGGGAAUGGUCGAAAUCACCCGUCACUCUUUAUCCUUUCAGUAGUCCUAUAUUUGUCACCCAGUAUGCUUGCUUCUAUUCUUUUUCUUCUGCCAUUUCUACGCCGGAAACUUGAAAGUUCAGACUACAAGCUCGUGAGGUUGAUCAUGUGGUGGUCUCAGCCUCGUCUCUUUGUUGGCAGGGGAAUGCAUGAAAGUGCUUUCUCACUUUUCAUGUACACCAUGUUCUGGAUUGCUCUUUUUUUGACAAAGUUUGCAUUUAGCUACUAUGUAGAGAUCAAGCCUCUUGUUGACCCCACCAAGGAUAUCAUGAACUCCCCUAUACAUACUUUCCGGUGGCAUGAGUUUUUCCCAAGAGAAAAGAGCAACAUUGGUGUUGUUAUUGCACUUUGGGCCCCAAUCAUUCUGGUCUAUUUCAUGGACACACAAAUUUGGUACACAAUCUUCUCCACUCUGCUUGGUGGAAUUUAUGGUGCCUUCCAACGACUUGGAGAGAUUCGUACACUGGGGAUGUUGCGAUCUCGCUUUGAUUCAAUACCGUUAGCCUUUCAUGCAUGUCUAAUUCCUGUUGAAACAUCUGAUGCCAAACGGAAGAAAGGUCUAAAGUCUUAUUUACACAGUCGUUUCAAGCAGAUGGAACAUGCGGACAAGGAGAAGAUAGCAGCAAGGUUUGCACAGAUGUGGAAUGAAAUUGUCACUAGCUUUCGAGAGGAAGACCUUAUAGACAACAGGGAGAAGGAGCUGCUACUUGUUCCAUAUGUGGCUGAUCAGGCCCUUGGUGUCAUGCAGUGGCCUCCUUUUUUACUUGCCAGCAAGAUCCCCAUAGCAGUUGACAUGGCUAAAGAUAGCAACGGCAAAGACCGUGAUCUGAAAAAGAGGCUUGAUAAUGAUUAUUAUUUUUCUUGCGCAAUAGAGGAAUGCUAUGCAUCAUUUAAGAACAUCAUCAAUGAUCUUGUACAGGGCGAACCAGAGAAAAGGGUCAUAAAUAAGAUAUUUGUGGAAGUUGAAAAGUACAUCGCCGUGGACAAAGUUAUUGCAGAUUUGAACAUGCGUGCCCUGCCAGAUCUCUACAACAAGGUUGUUGAGUUGGUAAAAUACUUGAAGGAGAACGAUGAGAAAGACAGGAGUGCUGUAAUAAAGAUUUUUCAAGAUAUGCUGGAGGUUGUAACCAGAGAUAUAUUUGAGGACCAACAUAGUAUUUUGGAGUCAACUCAUGGUGGUUCAUAUCGAAGGCCUGAAGACACAACAACAUGGGAUCAAGAGUAUCAGUUAUUUCAACCCUCUGGAGCUAUCAGAUUCCCCUUGCAAGUCACAGAUGCUUGGCUAGAAAAGAUAAAAAGGCUGGAACUACUGCUUACUGUGAAAGAAUCUGCUAUGGAUGUUCCUUCAAAUCUAGAAGCCAGAAGGCGUCUUACCUUUUUUACCAACUCCUUAUUUAUGGAUAUGCCUGACGCACCCAAAGUCCGAAACAUGCUUUCAUUUUCUGCCUUGACCCCUUAUUUAAAUGAACCUGUUCUUUUCUCUAUAAAAGAGCUUGAGGAGGAAAAUGAAGAUGGAGUUUCCAUGCUAUUCUACCUACAAAAAAUUUAUCCAGAUGAAUGGAAGAACUUCCAGGAAAGGGUUGGUUGGGAGGAAGAACUUAAAGAGAGUGAAGACCUAACGGAGGAGCUUCGUCUAUGGGCUUCAUACAGAGGCCAAACACUUAGUCGAACAGUGAGAGGCAUGAUGUACUACCGGAAAGCUUUGGUUCUUGAAGCAUUUCUAGACAUGGCCAAACAUGAAGAUCUCAUGGAAGGGUACAAAGCAGCUGAAGAAUGGAAGAUACAACAGAGGUCCUUGCUUGCCCAAUGUGAAGCAGUGGCUGAUAUGAAGUUCACCUAUGUUGUUUCAUGCCAGCAAUAUGGAAAUGACAAGCGUGCUGCUCUCUCUAAUGCCCAAGAUAUAUUGCAGCUAAUGAGGACCCACUCUUCUCUCCGUGUAGCAUAUAUUGAUGAGGUGGAAGAUAGAGUAGGAGAGAAGAAAAUGGAGACAGCUUAUUAUUCUACUUUGGUAAAGGUUGCUCUAACUAAGGAUUCUGAAUCAGCAGAUCCAGUACAAAAUCUUGAUCAGGUUAUCUAUCGGAUAAAACUUCCAGGCCCUGCAAUGUUGGGAGAGGGAAAGCCUGAAAAUCAAAAUCAUGCAAUAAUUUUCACCCGUGGUGAAGGCCUGCAGACCAUAGAUAUGAACCAGGAUAACUAUAUGGAAGAAGCUCUUAAAAUGAGAAAUUUGCUUCAAGAGUUCCUUACAGAACAUGGAGUCCGGCGUCCAUCUAUACUUGGAGUUAGAGAGCACAUUUUUACUGGCAGUGUAUCUUCCCUUGCAUGGUUUAUGUCAAAUCAGGAGCACAGUUUUGUGACUAUUGGGCAGCGUCUGCUUGCAAACCCUCUAAAGGUCCGAUUCCACUAUGGGCAUCCUGAUGUAUUUGAUAGGCUUUUCCAUCUAACAAGGGGUGGUGUCAGUAAGGCAUCAAAGAGUAUCAACUUAAGUGAAGAUAUUUUUGCAGGCUAUAACUCAACUCUUCGUGGAGGCAAUAUAACCCACCAUGAAUAUGUGCAAGUUGGUAAGGGAAGAGACGUCGGACUAAAUCAGAUCUCUAAGUUUGAGGCUAAAGUGGCAAAUGGAAAUGGUGAGCAGACUCUUAGCCGUGAUAUAUACCGGCUUGGGCAUCGCUUUGAUUUUUUCAGGAUGCUUUCGUGCUACUUCACUACCGUGGGGUUUUAUUUCAGUACACUGCUGACAGUUGUUACAGUUUAUGUAUUUCUGUAUGGGCGCCUUUAUCUUGCUCUCAGUGGACUUGAAGAGCAGCUAUCAACACGGCGAGGAUUCAUUCAUAAUCAUCCCCUUCAGGUUGCUCUUGCGUCACAAUCUCUUGUUCAGCUUGGUUUUCUGAUGGCCCUGCCCAUGAUGAUGGAAAUUGGUCUUGAAAGAGGAUUUGGUCAGGCACUAAGUGAAUUUAUCAUGAUGAACUUGCAAUUGGCUGCUGUGUUUUUUACAUUUUCUCUUGGCACUAAGACUCACUACUAUGGACGAAUGUUGCUCCAUGGAGGUGCUCAGUACAGAGGUACUGGUAGGGCUUUUGUCGUCUUUCAUGCUAAGUUCGCGGACAAUUACAGGCUUUAUUCUCGCAGCCACUUUGUUAAAGGGAUCGAGCUGAUGAUUUUGCUUAUCAUAUACCAACUAUUUGGUCAAUCUUAUCGCUCAACCAUCGCCUAUAUUUUUGUUACAUUCUGCAUGUGGUUCCUGGUGUUGACAUGGCUAUUUGCACCAUUUCUAUUCAACCCCUCGGGAUUUGAGUGGGCGAAAAUUGUUGAUGAUUGGUCUGAUUGGAAUAAAUGGAUCAGCAAUCGUGGUGGGAUUGGUGUGUCACCAGACAAGAGCUGGGAAUCUUGGUGGGAAGUGGAGCAGGAACAUCUGAAGUAUUCAGGAACAAUAGGACUCUUUGUUGAGAUAAUUUUGGCCUUGCGGUUUUUCCUAUACCAGUAUGGCCUUGUUUACCACUUACAUAUCACAGGCAACAAAAGUAUAUUGGUAUAUUUGAUUUCAUGGCUUGUAAUUUUGGUGGUUUUGCUUGUUAUGAAGACAGUGUCUGUCGGAAGGCGGAGAUUCAGUGCGGAUUUCCAGCUAUUCUUCCGUCUGAUUAAGUUUUUUAUAUUUGUUUCUUUCACUGCUAUUUUGAUUGUCUUGAUAGUACUUCUUCAUAUGACCUUGCGAGAUAUAUUUGUGUGCUUUCUGGCAUUCUUGCCCACCGGAUGGGGAAUACUACUGAUUGCACAAGCUUGCAGGCCUCUUGCUCGACGGGUAGGGUUAUGGGGAUCUGUUCGUGCCCUUGCACGGGCAUAUGAGAUAAUUAUGGGGGUGCUUCUCUUUACACCAAUUACUAUUUUGGCAUGGUUUCCCUUUGUUUCUGAGUUCCAGACGCGGAUGCUGUUUAAUCAAGCGUUCAGUAGAGGACUGCAAAUUUCCCGGAUUCUUGGUGGUCAGAAGAAGGAACGGGCCUCUCGUAACAAAGACUGAUUUAUCUUCAAGAUUUAGUAUUUCAGCAUGCAUAGGUUGUGAAUAUUUGUGACAGGGUAUAGUGUAUUCUUGUGAUUACAAUAUCAGAUCAAGGUGUCAAAUAUUGUUUUCUUAUCUGUUAAUUGUAGUAUAAGAAAAUGUAACUGGAUAGUAUAUAUCUGAAAAUAGGCAUGCCAAAUUUUCUUGUGGAAAACCUGCAAUUGUUUGUAUGGACCUUUAGCAUU